Messenger RNA from Talaromyces amestolkiae, 927 nucleotides. RefSeq lists its product as uncharacterized. The transcript has a single exon. Gene Ontology annotation, molecular function: hydrolase activity. The record is from RefSeq and is a predicted model, not a curated record. Bases 1 to 927 code for a protein of 308 amino acids. Lineage: Eukaryota; Fungi; Ascomycota; Eurotiomycetes; Eurotiales; Trichocomaceae.
AUGUCUGCUCCAACGAAAGUCACCUUCCCAUCCUUCAUGCUGCAGAUCAGCGGCGAGCUCUACGCUCCCGUUGCUGGCGCCCCCAACCGCAAUGGCGCUGCUGUUGUGAUCAGCCACCCCAUGACCGGUGUUAAAGAACAAACCGCUGCAGACCAUGCCCGGCUUCUAUCCAAAGCCGGGUUCUACGCCCUUACGUUUGACGCCGGUUAUCAGGGCGAAAGCACUGGACAGCCACGUGGGCUAGAAGAUCCACAUCAGAGAGUCGAGGAUAAUAAGGCUGCUGUGAGCUACUUGAGCACGUUGAAGGGCAAAGUCGAUCCCGGCCGGAUUGGUGUGCUCGGUAUCUGCGCCUCAGGUGGUUAUACAUCCUAUGCUGCGCAGUCUGACAGCCGUAUCAAGGCACUUGCUACCGUGAGUGCCGCUUGCGUUGGUCGUAUGACCCGCAAUGGAGGUCUACACAAGGAGAACAACAAGGAAGUCCCUGAAGCCAUCGCUGGUGCACUUCAGGCAGCCGGCCAGUGGCGGACGAGUGUGGCCAACAACCCCAACAUUGAAGCCCCGCCUAUGUUCAGCAGUGAUAUCUCUCAAAUUCCGGAGGACGCAGACUCCUUCUUCAAAGAAGCCGCCUCAUAUUACGGAUCCAAGCGGGGAAACCAUCCCCGUUCAGACCAGAAAGUUCCACCAUCUAGCUACGAUCUCAUGAUCGGCUAUGACUCAUUUAACCUCCAACACCUGAUCUCCCCACGGCCAUUAUUGAUGGUCGCUGGAUCCAAGGCCGAGACUCUUCACUACAGUGAGAACGCUGUUGCUGCAGCCCGUGAACCCAAGGAACUGUUCGUCGUCGAAGGGAAGAACCAUUUUGACCUCUAUGAUGACCUUACAGUGUCUGGUCCGAAACUUGUAGAGUUUUUCGGAAAGAAUCUUUAA